AUAAGUUGAAUGACUAGGUUUUAUAGUAAGAUUUUUUUAAAUACAAUACGUUCUUUAGUGUACAAUACAAAUAAAAUGGAAGUGCCUAAAAUAAAGUUGAAUGAUGGACAUGAAAUGCCCGUAUUUGGUUUAGGCACAUAUAAGGCCUCUAGAUCCGGAGAAGCACAGCGUGCAGCUCAAGAUGCCAUUGAUGCUGGAUACAGACAUUUUGAUUGUGCUUAUAUUUAUGGAAAUGAAAAAGAAAUUGGAGAGGGCCUCAAAGCAAAAAUAGCAGAAGGAGUAGUGAAACGAGAAGAUUUAUUUAUCACAAGCAAGCUUUGGUGCACCUACCAUGAGCCUGAGAAAGUUGUAAAGUACUGUAAAAAGUCAGUUGAUAAUGUCGGAUUAGGUUACCUAGACUUAUUUCUAAUUCAUUGGCCCUUUUCGUACAAGGAUUCUGAUAAUUCAUAUAAUAAUAUUGAUUAUGUGGAUACUUGGAAAUCAAUGGAAGAAUGUGUUAAACUUGGAUUAACUCGAAGCAUUGGUAUAUCUAAUUUUAACAGUGAACAAGUUGAAAGACUUCUCAAGCAUUGUACUAUCAAACCGGUGGUCAAUCAGGUUGAAGUCAAUACUAGUAUCAACCAGAAAAGGCUAACAAAGUUUUGUAAAGAUAGGGAUAUUGUCAUUGUUGCAUAUACACCACUAGGUUCAAUAGAUACUGCUCGCUCAGGUGUAUCAAUUCCCAAAGUUGUGCAAGAGUUAGCAGAAAAGUACAAUAAAACACCAGCCCAAGUUGUACUACGAUACUUGGUUCAACUCGGUGUAGUACCAAUUCCUAAAUCUGUAACAAAAUCAAGAAUUGUUUCAAACAUUCAAGUAUUUGAUUUUGAUUUAUCUCAUGAAGAGGUUGAAAAAUUGGAUGCUUUAAACAAAAAUAAAAGAUUUGUUACAUUUGAUUCUGCUAGUGGUCAUAAAGAUUAUCCAUUCCAUUUGGAUUUUUAA
Molecule: messenger RNA, 981 nt
Organism: Ctenocephalides felis (cat flea)
Lineage: Eukaryota; Metazoa; Arthropoda; Insecta; Siphonaptera; Pulicidae
Product: 1,5-anhydro-D-fructose reductase-like
Exons: 6
Coding region: 10-981 (323 amino acids)
Cellular component (GO): cytosol
Molecular function (GO): aldose reductase (NADPH) activity
Source: RefSeq, a predicted model, not a curated record